AUGAGGCUCUCCGAACUUCCAUCGGAGAUCAUCUGCAAUAUUGCUUUACAUAUCCCAACCGCUAACGGGAUAACUCGCCUCGCACAAACAUGCCGUCGAAUAUAUAAAAUCAUCACUGCCGAGGAGUCAUGGCUAUUUCGAGCAUUUGUCCAAAACAGAUUCCCAGCAAUCCAAACGCCACCCUUUUGGAAAGAUGCAGCAUGUGCUCUUACAUCGCGCUCACGCGCCGUGGAUCGACUGGGCGUAAUUGGGCGAUUCGUGAUCCUGCCCGAGACGAUCACGCGCAUUGGAAUUCAGGAGGAAACCCGACAGGACAAUCCCACUAUGGGCUAUCGCCCUCCCAUUGACUCCUACGAGACUUGGAAUGGUCAGUCUUGGGCCGACAGGAAAGAAGUUCUUGCAUGGGGUGCUGGUGAAAAACUCUUGAUGCGCACCAAACAGUCCGGAACACAGCACCGAGAUGAUUGGAUCUUAUUCAACGACGUGGACCAGCCUAGCAGCCAUGAUGAUAUCCUGGGCUUACACCUCCUACAGCCAGAGCAUGGCAAAGAGAAUGACGUUGAGAAUGUGAUAUUUGGACGGAGACAAGGCGAUAUUCGCCACAUCGCGCUCUCCACCAGUGAUGCCAGCCACGAGUACAAGAAGACAUUCCGAACCGAAGGGUUGGAACUCAACGAGACAGACCUGAUGCAUGGUUCUAAUCCUAUACUAUGUGCUCAAUUUCUUCAAGGUUCGACUGCGCUAUAUUACACUGGUACUGAAGACGAAAAUGUCGAACCGUUCGCGUGGAUUCGCCCCGAGCGAUCAUCUCGCGGCCGAAAGGCGAAGCUGCUGUCAUCAUCGCGGAUUGCCGUGGCUACGAUGGACGCCAACGAUUCUGUAGUUAUCUCAAGAAUCUCCCCAGACGGCAUCUUUACCGAAAAGACAAUCGGUAUUUCUUCCCUGGAUGUGGAGGACAGAUUGAGCCAUUAUACUUGCCAGGCCAUUAGUGCCAUCGAGCCUCUCAACAAUCAUCCUCUGGCCGGGUCACCUGGUGAUGUUUUUCUUGCUGCAUGGGGUGACCGCACCGUUCGCCUUCACGAUCUCAGAUCCCCCCGGUCCUACGAAACCACAUACGAAGAUCCUACGGAUGACAAUUUCAUAUACAGCGUGCGCGCAUUUGGACAUGACCGGUUUCUGGUUGGAUCCGGCGGCAAUGCUCUGAUAAAGAUAUUUGAUCUCCGUUGCACCAGCUAUAGUUACCUCGAAGCCCAAGGUGCUCGACCAAAAGCACCCAGCAACGUACCAAUGGCCCAUAACCAUGGUCAGUAUCCAAGCAAGGAUUUCAACAUCUUCCUUUCCGCCCAACCGCCUACUUUCUUCAAUCGACAUAUCAAUUCCCGUCGACGCAGAACCGGUUAUCCAUACCGAGGCCCGAUAUACAGCAUGUCCAUGCCCUCGCCGUCCUCACCAACCGUCUAUACUGGGGUAGCAGGCGGGCUUAUCCGGCUUGACUUUGCAUCAACGGAUGAUCUGACUGGAGCAGCGAAGGAGUGGUACGAUUCCAAUCUCAAUCUUGGAUUUGAUGCAGAGAUGAAGCCGGCAGAUGGGUCGAGCUUUUUCACGGUGGCAGGAUAUGAGAGACCGGAUCCACGUGACUUGACUACAACCUCGAAGCUGAGAAAGCAGCAUGGCUCCUGGAAUUUCGAGCUCAACGGUGCUCGAAAGGGUGUGGUGACCGGUUGGGAUCAUCGGUGGGAGGCGCUAGAGAAACCUGGGGCUUGGCGGCGACAGGAUGGUUAG
Molecule: messenger RNA, 1782 nt
Organism: Penicillium cataractarum
Lineage: Eukaryota; Fungi; Ascomycota; Eurotiomycetes; Eurotiales; Aspergillaceae
Exons: 2
Coding region: 1-1782 (593 amino acids)
Molecular function (GO): protein binding
Source: RefSeq, a predicted model, not a curated record